AUGUUUGGAUGGUCAGCCCGGUCUUGGUUUUAUAACUGUGCUAAACCGACAAAAAAGGGAAGCAAGGAUAGGAACUACCACUGGCUUGCUGAUAUCCUAAGCAACCACCGGGAGAGAAUUGUGAGAGAGCUGGAUGUGCAGAAAGUGCUGUCAUAUCUGGUUUACGAGAGAGUCUUUUCCUUGGAGGAGUACAAAGACAUUUUGUCCCGGGAGUGCUGCGAGAAGCAAGCUGCAUAUUUUUUAGAGAAACUCACUUGCAAAGGCCCCGGCGCCUUGUCUGCUUUCUGCUCUGCGCUGGAGGAGGACUGCCCCCACUUGCUCAUUUCCAUUCUCCUUGACUAUCAAGGUGUAUUGACAAGGAGCAUCACAGAUCUAAGUUUUGAGAAUUCAAGACUGGGAUUAGCAUCAGAAAUGGACAUUCAGGACCCCAAUGAAGCCAGUGGCCUGGAAGGAAAGUCUUUGGCUGAUGACCAGAUAAAUCACUCAUUCAACAAGUACAGGGUAACGCCAUCUUCUGAAACUUCCAAUGGUUCUAAUUGUAGCAUAAGCCAAGGAAAGCCUUCUUUAAGAAGAAUCAAAGGGAGAAUACAUAGGAGCAAAAGCCUCGAUAGCCUUGAUUUCAGUGAGUUCAAUAGCACAACAAUGGAAGAAACAGCUAUAUGGGAACAACAUACAGUGACGCUUCACAGGGCUCCUGGAUUUGGGUUUGGUAUUGCAAUAUCUGGUGGAAGAGAUAAUCCCCACUUCCAGAGCGGCGAAACAUCAAUAGUUAUAUCAGAUGUGCUCAAAGGCGGCCCGGCAGAAGGGCUUCUACAGGAGAAUGACCGUGUUGCAAUGGUUAAUGGGGUUUCGAUGGAUAAUGUGGAACAUGCGUUUGCCGUUCAGCAGCUGAGGAAAAGUGGGAAGAAUGCCAAAAUUACCAUCCGAAGAAUGAAGAAAGUUCAGAUUCCAGUAACUCGGACAGAUCCUGACCCAGUAUCUGAAAACGAUGAAGACAGCUAUGAAGAAGAUAUGCAUGAUCCAAGGGGUUCCCGCGGUGCUGCCAGCGCAAGCAGAAAGCUUGAGAAAAGCUGGGUGAGGGAUCGAAGCCGAGAGCGGAGCUUAUCGCCAAGGUCAGAUAGGCGGUCAGUAGCUUCCAGUCAACCAGCGAAACCUACUAAAGUCACGUUGGUGAAAUCCAGGAAGAAUGAAGAAUAUGGUUUGCGCCUGGCCAGCCACAUAUUUGUGAAAGAAAUAUCCCAAGACAGCCUGGCAGCAAGAGACGGCAAUAUUCAGGAAGGUGACGUUGUACUGAAGAUAAACGGAACAGUCACGGAAAAUAUGUCAUUGACAGAUGCCAAGACCCUAAUAGAAAGGUCAAAGGGCAAGUUGAAGAUGGUGGUUCAAAGGGAUGAGCGAGCAACUUUGCUGAAUGUCCCAGAUCUUUCUGAUAGCAUUCACUCAGCCAAUGCUUCAGAAAGAGAUGACAUUUCAGAAAUUCAGUCGCUGGCAUCCGAUCAUUCCAACCGAUCCCAUGACAGGUCUCGCCGCAGUCGUUCACGAUCUCCUGACCAGAGGUCAGAGCCUUCAGAUCAUUCCAGACUUUCUCCACAGCAGCCCAGCAAUGGCAGUCUCCGGAGUAGAGAUGAUGAAAGAAUAGCAAAACCAGGAGCAGUCUCUACCCCUGUGAAGAGUGCAGAGGAACCUCCCCUUUCCAAAACAGUGGAAGAAUCUGUAACGGAGAGAAACGAUAAGCAGACUCCACCCCUUCCAGAACCAAAGCCAGUCUACGCUCAGGCAGGUCAGCCCGAUGUGGAUUUACCAGUUAGUCCAUCUGAUGGCCCUUUACCAAACUCAACCCACGAAGACGGAAUGCUUCGGCCAAGCAUGAAGCUUGUCAAAUUCAAGAAAGGGGACAGCGUGGGCUUGCGGCUAGCUGGUGGCAACGAUGUUGGGAUAUUUGUGGCUGGUGUCCUCGAGGAUAGCCCUGCUGCCAAAGAAGGCUUGGAAGAAGGAGAUCAGAUUCUCAGGGUAAAUAAUGUAGACUUCACAAAUAUCAUCAGAGAGGAAGCAGUACUGUUUCUACUUGACCUCCCUAAAGGGGAAGAGGUAACCAUUUUGGCACAGAAGAAAAAGGAUGUUUACCGGCGUAUCGUUGAGUCAGAUGUAGGAGACUCUUUCUACAUUAGAACUCAUUUUGAAUAUGAGAAAGAAUCUCCCUACGGACUUAGCUUCAACAAAGGAGAAGUGUUUCGGGUGGUGGAUACGUUAUACAAUGGCAAGCUUGGAUCCUGGCUGGCCAUUCGGAUUGGCAAGAAUCACAAAGAGGUGGAAAGAGGCAUUAUACCCAACAAGAACAGAGCUGAACAAUUGGCUAGCGUGCAGUACACACUCCCAAAGACGGCAGGCGGGGACCGUGCCGACUUCUGGAGGUUCCGAGGCCUGCGCAGCUCCAAGAGAAACCUCCGAAAAAGUAGAGAGGAUCUUUCUGCCCAACCAGUUCAGACCAAGUUUCCUGCGUACGAGAGAGUCGUCCUUCGAGAAGCUGGAUUUCUCAGGCCUGUAACAAUAUUUGGACCAAUUGCGGACGUUGCCCGGGAGAAGCUGGCAAGGGAAGAACCAGAUAUCUAUCAGAUUGCGAAAAGUGAACCCAGAGAUGCUGGUACAGACCAGCGUAGUUCGGGCAUUAUCCGUCUUCACACAAUAAAACAGAUAAUUGACAGAGACAAACACGCACUGUUAGACGUCACCCCAAAUGCAGUUGACCGCCUGAAUUACGCACAGUGGUAUCCCAUUGUGGUGUUCUUGAACCCUGAUUCGAAGCAGGGCGUAAAGACCAUGAGGAUGAGGCUAUGUCCAGAAUCCCGGAAAAGUGCCAGAAAAUUGUAUGAGAGGGCCCACAAGCUACGGAAAAACAAUCAUCACCUCUUCACAGCUACUAUUAACUUGAAUUCAAUGAACGAUGGCUGGUAUGGCGCACUUAAGGAAGCGAUUCAGCAACAGCAGAAUCAGUUAGUGUGGGUUUCGGAAGGAAAGGCAGACGGUGCUACGAGCGAUGACCUUGACCUACACGACGACCGCCUGUCCUACCUAUCAGCUCCGGGUAGCGAGUACUCGAUGUACAGCACAGACAGCAGACACACCUCCGACUAUGAAGACACCGACACGGAAGGCGGGGCAUACACGGAUCAAGAGCUGGACGAGACUCUCAACGACGAAGUUGGGACGCCUCCCGAAUCGGCCAUCACACGGUCCUCUGAGCCUGUAAGAGAGGAUUCAUCAGGGGUGCAUCAUGAGAAUCAAACAUAUCCUCCUUACGCAGCGCAAGCUCAGCCGCAGCCAAAUCACAGGAUAGAGUCUCCGGGCUUUAAAACAAACGCAGCUCAACCGAAAGCAGAUGCCUCACCCGCCGCCCCCUACCUUUCCCCGUCGCCAGAAACAAACCCUGUGGCCUCAUCAACCUCUGCCGUUAACCCCAGUGCCAGCCUCAAUAGUAUCAGGCUGGAGGAGCCGGGCAUGGCUCCUUACAACUCCUACCAACCACAAGCCGGCCCCCUACGAACGCCCAGCGCAGAGGCACCGCCUCACUUAUUGCUCAGAGACCAAGAGCCGCCAUCCUUAUCGCCGCACAUAGAUCCAGCAAAGAUGUACCGGAAGGACCCAUACAUGAACGAGGAGGCGCCUCGGCCAAACUACGUCUUGAAACAGCCGGUGCAGAGGCAGGAGAAGGAUGCCAACCUGACCUACGAACCGCAAGCGCAGUACACAGAGAAGCAGCCUAAUCGAGAUUACGAGCCCUUGGCGUAUAGGUAUGAUUCCACCAACUACGUGGACCAGUUUUCCCGUGGCUACGACCCUCGCCUGCACUACGAGGAGCGGGUGCCUCCGUACGACGACCACUGGACCUAUUACGACGAAAAGCAGCCCUAUCAGCCCCAGCCACCUUACGACAGCCAGCCCCCCCGAGACUUUGACCCCCGGCAGAAUGCGGAGGAGAGCACAGAGCGCGGCUGCUUUUUCCCAGCACAGCCCCGCUUCGAAGAGCCGCCGCCGCCGCCCGUGGCUUACGACAGCCGGCCUCGCUACGAGCAGGCGCCGAAGAACUUCAACCUCGCGCAGCUGCGGUAUGAAGAGCAGCCCACAGCCGUCUACGAAGCCCACGGGAGAUACAAAACCGAGGCUCAGGCCUACCCCUCGUCCGUGCCCAGAUCUCCCGAACCCAAGCAUUACUUUGACUCGCAACCCCGAGGCUACGAACAAGCGCCCCCGCCAGGGUUUGGGGCUAAAGCAGGCCAGUACGAACCUCCUCACGGCACCGCCGGGACGCACCCUCCCCUUCCCCUGCAAAGCAAGCCAGAAGUCCUGCCUUCCAACAGUAAACCACUGCCUACACCACCAGCCGAGGAGGAGGACGACCCAGCCAUGAAACCGCAGUCCGUGCUAACCAGGGUGAAAAUGUUUGAAAACAAAAGGUCGUCGUCGUUGGAAAAAAUAAAGGACUCCAAUGAGGUCCCCGUAGUCAAGCAGCCGCCAGAGCUUGCACCUAAACCUAACAUCACCCCAGUGAGCGGCCCUAAACCAGUCUCUCAAAACCAAUAUGAACACGACAAACCAGCUUACAGAGCCCCAGAACCACAAAGACCUCAAGCAAACCCCCCCGAAGACAUCAUCCGGGCAAACCACUAUGACCCAGAGGAGGACGAGGAGUACUACCGCAAGCAGCUCUCCUAUUUCGACCGUCGGAGUUACGAAAACAAGCCUGCCGCGCAGGUCGCCGCCAGCCAUCACGCUGAGCCUGCUAAGCCCAUCCAUAACCUCCAUAACCAGCUGAACUACACAAACUACGCUUCGAAAUUUCUUGGCUCUUACACUAGCUAUGACUACUUGAAAAGGAACCUCAAGUGGGGGAAGUCGAUAGACGUGGAGCCGCUGGAGAGGGCGGUUGGCGAAAAGCGCUAUGAGCCGGUUCCCCAAGUGACUCCCCCUCCCCCGGUGCCUCCGGUGCAGUAUACCCAACCUCAGUCCAUCAACAGCCCUAUCGUGUCUCUUCAGCCCAAGGCUGCGCUUACCGAAGUCAACUCUGUGUCAGACUUUCAGAAUUCCACCCUAUCCAAGCCAGAGCCGCCACCGCCUCAGAACAAGCCGGCUGCUUUCCGAUCUUCCAGUCGAGAAGACACCGUUCAGUCCACCUACUACCCUCAGAAAAGUUUCCCUGACAAAGGGCCGGUGAACGGGACCGAACAGAUCCCGAAGGCGGCCACCCCUGCUUACAACCGCUUCACGACGAAGCCUUACACAAGUGCUGCCCGGCCCUUUGAACGCAAGUUUGAAAGCCCGAAAUUCAACCACAACCUCCUGCCAGAUGAGAAUCAGCAUAAACCAGAGUUGCCAUCCAAAUCGCAAAACUCUCCCCAGCCAGUUUUAAAAGCACACAGUUCGUCUCAGCCUCUGCCGGAGUUUGACAGCGCGAUGGAUACGUUCUCUGUACAGGCCGACAAGUUCAAGUACCAACCGAAUAACAUCAGUGCUGUGCCUAAAGCCAUUCCUGUCAGUCCUUCUGCUUUGGAAGAUGACGACGAAGAAGACGGACACACGGUGGUAGCCACGGCGAGAGGCGUCUUUAACAGCAACGGUGGCGUUCUGAGCUCCAUAGAGACCGGAGUUAGCAUAAUUAUACCACAAGGAGCCAUUCCAGAGGGAAUAGAACAAGAGAUCUAUUUCAAGGUCUGCCGAGAUAAUAGUAUCCUUCCACCUUUAGACAAAGAGAAAGGUGAAACGCUACUCAGCCCCUUGGUAAUGUGCGGGCCCCAUGGACUCAAAUUCCUGAAGCCAGUGGAGCUGCGCUUGCCACAUUGUGCGUCUAUGACCCCUGAUGGUUGGUCUUUUGCUCUAAAAUCCUCCGACUCCUCGUCGGGUGACCCCAAAGCCUGGCAGAACAAGUCUCUUCCUGGGGAUCCAAACUAUCUUGUUGGAGCAAACUGUGUGUCAGUGCUAAUAGAUCACUUCUAACCCUUUACAUUAGCAGGACUGACUUUAAGUGUGAAUCCAAGAUUAAAACAAACAAACAAACCUUGCCUAGAAGCUGAACCACUCUUUUCAAGUAUUAACAGUUCUCUUAGUAUUAAGCAGUCUUUGCUUUGACUAACAACAGACAGCACGUGCGUUCUUGAACCAUGGUCAGGGUACAUGGGCGUUGAGCAAGGCAAGGAUCUUAGGGCGUCCCUCUGGCUUCCCUUACCUGGACACUUCUGAUGCAUCUUAGCAUAAAACUCUCUUAAACUACCACUGAAGCAAUGCAAUUUAUUAUUAUUAUUAUUAUUAUUUUUCAGAGGAACUGGCGUUUCGUUCACGAUUCACUGCUGAAUUAGGUCUUUUUCUUACCAAAGUUUUUUUUCUUUUUAUAAAAAACAAAAACAAAACGCCUUUGUGUUUAAAAUAUGCAAAGACUCUUGGAGUCGCUGUUCGUUUGUUUUUGUUUUUUAAAAAAACUGGCAAUCUUUUGAUGCAUUUUGCCCACGAAGUGGAAAUAACGUCUUUUGCUAGCACAAUAUAGAAGGUGUUCUUCCUCUUGCUGAGAAGGGAGAGUUACAUGCACGACUACUUUAAUUGUACAUGAAACACACUUUUUUUUUCCUUUUGUCAUGGGGAAAGAGAGGAAGCGCAUGUGAUAUGACUAUGGUUCAUUUGCCUCUGUGGAUCUGUAAAUUAACCACAUCUACGACAGACACAUUAACCAGCAGGGAGGCCUUACCCUCAUGUUUUUACUAGUCUUAGUUGUCAUUGUAGUUCUCUGUACUACUAAGUUUGUAUGGCUUCUAUGCUUACAUAGAUAAAUACAUCUCAGAAAGUUGAAAAGCCCAUUCGUUUUGUGACCUUGUUGGUUUAGAGAGAGAAAGAGAGAUAAAAAAAUAUAUACAUUUGAUUUUGCGCUGAUCAACCAGAGGAGAAACCUGAAGAACAUGAUGGUAUGUUUUCUGCUAUGCAUUUUGAAAAUUUAUAGAUGUUAUAGAUUGCUUGUAUAUAACUCGUGCAUACCACUUUUGUUCUUGGUUUGUAAAUUAACUUUUAUAAGCUUUACCUUUUUAUAUAUAUAAAUAUAUAUAAAAAUACAAAACAAAAGUUUCUUAAUAUCUUUGUAUUCUCAUACCUUUUGAGCCUUGAACUUUGACAUCUUGCAGCAAUAAAGCAGCAUUUCUACAGUACAUGAAAACAAGGACUUUUUUUAAAAAAAGAAAAUGCACAAAGUUGUUACCUUUUUAAGUGCUGCAUUUAAAGACUAACUCGGAAUUCUCUAGUUUGAUUACAUUCUUGAAAAAAAAAAGUAUCCCUACUGUAAUUUUGUGAUAAGGAUGCUGUACCAUGUGCCCUGAAAUGUAUUUUUUUACUAAUAGACAAUUUAUUAUGGCACAUCAGCACUAUCUGUUUAGAUAAUAUACCACUGCAUUCUGUUAAUCAGUUAUUUAGCUAUUCAGGUGUGGCUGAUUUUUUUUCUUUGCCGUUAUUAAAAAAUACACAUUUCUAAAUAUACAGAAUAAAAACUGUUU
Elgaria multicarinata webbii is the source of this 7523-nucleotide messenger RNA. It is a transcript of the gene TJP1, whose product is annotated as tight junction protein 1. Gene Ontology annotation, molecular function: cell adhesion molecule binding. The transcript has 31 exons. Bases 1 to 5988 code for a protein of 1995 amino acids. NCBI's taxonomy places the organism in Eukaryota, Metazoa, Chordata, Lepidosauria, Squamata, Anguidae. Gene Ontology annotation, cellular component: bicellular tight junction; plasma membrane. Gene Ontology annotation, biological process: protein localization to cell-cell junction; regulation of apoptotic process; cell-cell junction organization. The record is from RefSeq and is a predicted model, not a curated record.